AUGCCUCAAAUUGGUUCAUGUACUGAUUUAACAUGUGAUGAAGAAAUAAAAGAUUUGUAUGAAUGCCAUUGCUGUUCAUGUCUUGUUUGUUUAAAUCAUUUGAUCGAGCAUGUUGAAACAGCAAAACAACAUAAAAAACGACUACAUAGUCUUAGUAAUGAAUUAAACAUAGUUACAACUACAUUUAAAUUAAUUAUUGAAGAAAAACAAGCUACUAUUGAACGUGAAGAAAACUUGAUUGAAGAAGCAAAUAAAUUUCUUGAUGUAUCCAAUUGUUCAAUAGAUGAAAUUCAAAAUAUUCUUGAACAAAUUAAUCAAGCAAUUGAAUCAAAUCGUCCAAACGAAACGAUUGUUAAAGUCGAAACUUCAUUAUUAGAAACAAAAAAUUGUUCUUGUAUUUGCAAAUGUAAUAAUGAAAAAAUAAACUCAAAUGAUCAACCAUUAUCAAGAAAUACUCGUUCAAAAUCAAAAUCUAUUGCUGAUCUGAGUGCAGCGAUAAAUACAGGUGUAGUAGAAAAAUUGGGAACUCAUAAAAAUGAUCGAUAUUCAACGUUGACUAAUCAUGAUUCUUUUGAAAAUGUUUCACUUAAUCAGACACAAAAAUCAACUAAGGAUCCAGAUAUUAGUGAAGAACAAAAUAAAGCAGAAGCAAUAUCAUGCAGUACUUACUUUGGUCAAUGUCCAUUAAAGUUUGAUGGAGCAUAUGGUCUUACUAAAGCAAAACAUUCCAUUGAUUUUUGUACGAAUAGACGUUCGCGUCGAAUCGGAUUAUAUUGUCAUUUUAUGGGUAAACAUCAGUUAAAAGCUGGUUGUGCUCGACGUUUAGUAGGAGCUAUUGUCAAAAAUAAAGAUCCUAUGAUAACAAAAUUAUUUGAUGAAAAUGAAGAUGUUAUUAAUCAUUUUUAUAAAAUUUCAUGUCCUUUUCAUAAUGGAAUGAUUAAUUUAUUUGGAUGUAAUAAGAAAACUAUAUCACAUGUACCAUGUCGAUUUCGUUCAGUUAUAUUUAGUACAUUGAAAUUUCAUUUAAAACAUUAUCAUCAUCUUUCUGGUGAAUUAGCACAAGCAUUAGUUAAUUAUUUUAAAGCAAUUCAUAUGAACAAUGAUAUUACUGUUACAUAA
Molecule: messenger RNA, 1119 nt
Organism: Rotaria sp. Silwood1
Lineage: Eukaryota; Metazoa; Rotifera; Eurotatoria; Philodinida; Philodinidae
Source: the annotation of a GenBank genome assembly